Messenger RNA from Trichoderma aggressivum f. europaeum, 1791 nucleotides. RefSeq lists its product as uncharacterized. NCBI's taxonomy places the organism in Eukaryota, Fungi, Ascomycota, Sordariomycetes, Hypocreales, Hypocreaceae. The record is from RefSeq and is a predicted model, not a curated record. Gene Ontology annotation, molecular function: ATP-dependent protein folding chaperone; ATP binding. Bases 1 to 1791 code for a protein of 596 amino acids. The transcript has 4 exons. Gene Ontology annotation, cellular component: endoplasmic reticulum lumen; endoplasmic reticulum chaperone complex; cytoplasm. Gene Ontology annotation, biological process: endoplasmic reticulum unfolded protein response.
AUGUUUCUUGUUCUCCUAUUAUGUCUUUUCCUUGCUCUCAAUGCUGCCGGAGCCCAUGGCGGUGGCCACGGCUGGACAGGAACCGUCAUCGGGAUCGUAGGGGAUUUCGGCCACAGUCGCGAUCUGGGCACAACAAAUAGUCGCGUUGCGGUGAUGCAGCAAGGAAAGGUUGAAUUCCUUCUUGACAACGAGGGAAGCACAGCCCUUCCUAUAUGUGUCGCCUUCCCUGAUGUUGGUUUCUCGCUGGGCAAAUCUGUGAAGGGUUCGCUGGAAGUAAACCUUAAGACAACCGACGUCGGCGUCGGGAAAGAUAUUGAGCGUUGGAUUCCCUGCGAUCUCAGUGGUGAGCAGACCUUGGCUGAUAUCGACCACUUGCCUUACAAUCUAGCUUCCCGAGAGGGCCAGCCGGUCUUCAGCGUCAAGAGAAACGGCUUAGAAUGGCAAUUCCCGGUAGAGGACGUCUAUGCUAGAAUAUUUGCAAAUUUGCGAAGGAGAGCAGAGGUGUAUCUCGGCAAGAAGGUUACUCAUGCUGUCAUCACAGCUCCAACCGGCUUUAACAGCAGCCAGCGACUGGGUCUCGUAAAUGCCGCGUCCGUCGUCGGCCUCAAUGUUCUCCGAAUCGUCAGCAAACCCAUGGCAGCCGUGCACGCUGUAGGGCUAGGGUGUGCUGGCCUUAACGACAAAUAUAUUGAUGACGAACACUAUGUCCUUGUGUAUCACUUUGGCGGUGGUACCUUGAAAGUGUCGCUGCUGUAUCAUGAUAUGGGCUUAUACGACACCUUAGCCGACGAUAGCCAAACCCGCCUUGGUGGUGAAGAUUUUAAUGAGGUGAUUGUCAACUACUUUACUGUACUUUACAACGAGAGGAAUGUAAUCGACAUCACCAAAGACUCCACAGCUAUGGGAAAGCUCUAUCGUGCCGCUGAAAAGGCUAAGCGAGAAUUGUCGACGCGGACAAACACUCAUCUCGAGAUUCAGUCAUUCCACGAGGGAAGAGAUUUCUCUGGGACCCUGACACGCACCAAAUUCGAUGAAUUAAGCAUGGGCUUAUUUGAAAAAGUUUUGGAGCCGACUGAACGAGUUCUCAAGCUCAGCAAUGUCAGCAAAGACCAAAUCGAUGACAUUAUCCUCAUUGGUGGCUCCACACAUAUUCCCAAAGUUCGGACUCUCAUUGAAGAGUUCUUUGAAGGAAAGAACGUCAUCAACAUUAUCCAAGGCAGCAGGGCGGUAGUCUUCGGUGCUGCCUUUGAGGCGGCUCGUCUCUCUGACGAUCCUGAUGUAUGGCUCAGCGCGCAACGCUCAUGGGAACUCCGCGAAGCUAUGAGUAAACAGUACAGCGAGUUAACACUGGGUGUUCAAACAAGUACUGGGGCCAUGGCCAAGUUGAUUCGACGUAGCACUCGCAUGCCCACCAUUGCGACCCAGACCUUUUCCACAGCCGCCGACAACCAGACUUCGGUUUUCAUCCAAGUGUUUGAGGGCGAGCGUUAUCAAGCCCGUGACAAUAAUUUGCUCGGCCAGUUUUGGCUGACAGAUAUUCCGCCCAUGCCUCGCGGUAUCCCUCACAUUGAGGUUACAUUGGAACUUGAUUCCAGUGGUAAUAUCAAGGCUGUAGCCUACGACACGGGCACCGGUGCAGAGAAGUCUAUUCUCAUUCCCAACUCUGAGGACCGCAUAUCCGAUGACCACCUCGAUCGCAUGGUCCUGGCGGCUGAGCAGCAUGAGAAACAAGAUUUGGCCAUGCGUGAGCUGUUCAACAGCCAAGGAAGCCACCUGAUCGUUGGACGCUGA